This is a messenger RNA of Saccostrea cuccullata (small rock oyster), 1658 nucleotides long. RefSeq lists its product as uncharacterized. Lineage: Eukaryota; Metazoa; Mollusca; Bivalvia; Ostreida; Ostreidae. The coding region runs from base 75 to 1571 and encodes 498 amino acids. The transcript has a single exon. The record is from RefSeq and is a predicted model, not a curated record.
UCAUGAGAAAUAUCUAUAAAUUAAGAACAGAUUAAAAAAAACUAGCCUUAUGAAAUUUAUAAAUGUCUUUUUAGAUGUCUCAAGAUAAGGAAAAUAAUUCAAAAGAUAGAAACGAUGGUACCAAUUUCUUUUGUGUCCCGUGCAAAAGUUUAAUUUGGGAAGAAUCUCUAGAAGAACAUUCCAAACACAUUAUCAAAGAGGUACAAUCUUUACUACAUGAAACUUUAGAAAGACUACCAUCUGCCAUCGACCAAGCAGUAAACAUUAUCCCAGAUCUGCAAAAUCAGAUGGAGCAGAUUGACACACAGACUAAACGAAUGGAACAAGAGGUAUCGCUUCUGAAAGGGGAAAUUGAAAAUAGGUACCAAUUAAUUCAAACAAAACUAAGGGAACAUUACCAAACAAUUUGCCAGGAAGUGGACAGCUUUGUAACAAAUGUCAAGAAAACUGGUGAAAUAACGAGAGAGGAUAUUCAGGGUAAAAUAAGAUUUAUAGAAGAUACUCGGCGGCGUUGCAGUGACGAUAAUAUCUGUGAGGUCGGUGAUGCAUUACAAAUUGAAAACAAUUGUAUGAGAUUAGCGGACGAAAUUAAACAAUAUCCUAAUAUCAUAAAAAGUACUCCUACAGAUGUUCCGGAGCUCAAGUUUAAUAUCACCGAGGAUGAUAUGUCAAAAAUGAUUGCUACAAUGUACGGUAGUAUUCAAUAUGAUCGUGGAAGCAGGGAACAGAAAUUUGCCGAUAAGAGUGAUAAAAAACAAGUGAAGCUACUUGUCGAAACAAAGCUCGCGUUUCCCGCUCUUCCGGUUCGAUCUGGUCACAAGGUGUCUGACAUUAUUCAAACAAGCGUUAAUGACGUCAUCAUAGGUUAUUCUACAAAUAAGGUUUUACAUUACUACGAUAGAAAUGCCAAAAGACAGAAAUCAAGAGAAAUUCCGUUUUAUGUUCAGAGCAUGACAACAACAAAUACCGGUGAUAUUUUUGCUUCUGAAAACAAAGGAUCAAGAAUCAUGAAAAUAAACAGUGAAAACAUUAAUCUGUUCUUUGAUGCAUCACCCUAUUUAACAUUUGGUGUGCUGUGUUCACGAAACAUCGAAACUUUAUAUGUCUGCUGCCAACUGGACAAAAGUGGUCUUGUUUAUGCCCUGUCAAAUGAUGGAAAAGUGGCAAAAACGAUAGAUACAUGUGCUGAUGGUGAAAUCUUAUUCAGAAAACCAAAUAGAAUUGCAGAAAACCCCUCAAAGUGUACAUUAUACAUUACUGAUUUAGGUUUCAAAAAUGUAAUCUCAAUUGACAAAUACAAUGUCUGUAGAUUCAGAUACGAUGGGGGUCCAGAAAGCAGUAAUUUCAUCCCAAUAGACGUGAAGUUCUGUGAUUUUGAUAACACGCUCUUAGUCUCGAAUUGGAAAGGCAAUAGCGUCCAUCAGCUGACCGAGGGUGGACACUUCCAGUCGCUUGUAAUUUCACAAAGAGAUAAUAUGCUUUAUCCUACCAUACUGUUGGUGGAUUGCCUGAAACGAAUCUGGAUUUCUCACAAAGAAAAGAUCAGUGUCGUAAAAUACACCAACAAGUAAUCAGUGUCGUAAGAUACACCAACGAGUGACCGAAUUCAUAACUGUGUUUUAUUUUUGUACAAGUUUUGUCAUUCCUUUGUUGAAUAC